Molecule: messenger RNA, 2257 nt
Organism: Pseudonaja textilis
Lineage: Eukaryota; Metazoa; Chordata; Lepidosauria; Squamata; Elapidae
Source: RefSeq, a predicted model, not a curated record
CAGCCUAAUCGUGAAGUAGGCGGAGUUCAGGCUGCUUUUAGGUGUCAACGUGCUCGCCCUUCACUUCUCUAUUGUGUACAGACGCUGGUAUUGUGUGUAUUGUUGGCUUCUCCUUAGAACAGAGCCUCUUCACCGGCAGAGAAAUUUUAUGAAUAAGAAUCAGAAGCCAGUUCUAACAGGCCAGCGGUUCAAAACAAGGAAGAGGGAUGAAAAGGAGAAAUUUGAACCCACUGUCUUCCGGGAUACAAUUGUCCAAGGUCUUAAUGAAGCUGGUGAUGACCUGGAAGCAGUAGCCAAAUUUCUGGAUACUACCGGCUCAAGGCUAGAUUACCGGCGCUAUGCUGACACUCUAUUUGAUAUUUUGAUAGCCGGCAGCAUGCUAGCUCCAGGUGGGACAAGAAUAGAUGAUAAUGAUAAGACCAAGAUGACAAACCAGUGUGUAUUUUCUGCAGUUGAAGAUCAUGAUGCUCUCCGACAUUAUGCUCAGGUCUUCAAUAAGCUGAUCAGAAGAUAUAAAUAUUUGGAAAAGGCAUUUGAAGAUGAAAUUAAAAAGCUCCUGUUAUUUCUUAAAGCUUUUUCUGAAACUGAGCAAGCAAAAUUGGCAAUCCUCACUGGAAUCUUAUUAGCUAAUGGAAUACUACCUGCUACCAUUUUAACAAGCCUUUUCACGGACAGCAUUGUCAAAGAAGGUAUAGCAGCCUCUUUUGCUGUCAAGCUUUUUAAAGCAUGGAUGCUUGAGAAAGAUGCCAACUCUGUUACCUCUUCUUUAAGAAAGGCUAACUUAGACAAGAGACUGCUCGAACUAUUUCCAGCCAACCGGCAGAAUGUGGAUCAUUUUGCUAAAUAUUUCACAGAUGCUGGUCUAAAAGAGCUUUCAGACUUCCUUAGAGUCCAGCAGUCAUUAGGGACCCGAAAAGAACUACAAAGAGAACUCCAGGAACGUCUUUCUCAAGAUUGUCCAAUUAAAGAGAUGGUGCUUUAUGUAAAAGAAGAAAUGAAAAGAAAUGAUCUGCAGGAACCAGCAGUGAUUGGACUCCUAUGGAUUUGUAUAAUGAAUGCCAUUGAAUGGAACAAGAAAGAAGAACUGGUUGCAGAACAAGCACUUAAGCAUCUGAAGCAAUAUGCACCUUUACUAGCGGUUUUCAGCACCCAAGGCCAGUCAGAAUUGAUCCUUCUUCAGAAAGUUCAGGAAUAUUGUUAUGAUAACAUCCACUUUAUGAAAGCCUUUCAGAAGAUUGUGGUGCUCUUUUAUAAAGCUGAUGUCCUAAGUGAAGGUGCUAUUUUGAAAUGGUUCAAAGAGGCACAUCUUUCUAAAGGCAAAAGUGUGUUUCUUGAUCAAAUGAAGAAGUUUGUGGAAUGGCUGCAAAAUGCUGAAGAAGAAUCUGAAUCUGAAGGGGAUGAAAAUCAAGAUGGCUAAACGAAGCACAAACCAGACAGUAUUACAACUGGCUGCUCUUUCAUAAUUUUAUACUAUCCAAACAGGAUUCUUCCUUCAGUGUCAUACUGAAAUUUUAGGCUGGAUUAUUUUUCUUUUUUAGUUUGUUUAGAAAAAUAAAAUAAAAUAAAAUAAAUAAAUUUUAAAAAGCAUUAGUUGCCAUAAAUGAAGCUUUUUUGGCAAGCUGUAUGCCAUUUAGACAAUGGUAUUCAGCAAGAAGACAAUUAGGGGAAUUGAGAUUAAAAGCUUAAGAAUGUUAUAUUAGCAAAUAUUCAGGUACUUCAUUGUCUGUCCAUAAUUGUUUUUUUUCCCUGUAUACAUAGCUCAGUAUUUGCUUGUGUCAACAUCACUUAAGUUUUUUUUUUAAUUAAAUGGAUUUAUAUAUUCAUGUUUCCAGACUUUUUGUUUAGAAGCGGUUAGUAUGGAAUUAAACUACUACUGAAGUUCUACAGCAAAAAACAUUACCUUAUCCAUAUGGCAAGCUUCUUCCUAAAUAUAACUCACUCUGUACACUACCAACUUGGAAUGUUUCCAAAUUUGAGGUUGAUGCCUCCAGGAAUAUUUGAUGCUCGGGCAGAAAUCCCUGGAUUAAUGAGAUAUUCCACUUAAAAACCUCAAAAAAACCAAAGGAGAGUCAGCGUGCCUAUGUAUAUAGGUAACAUAUAGCCAACCCUAAGAUAUCUGCAUUAAACUGGAUCCUGUUUUAUUUUUUUAAACACUAUGUGACUGUUUUUAUACAAGAGAAACAGUGAUAAAUCGCAAAAAAAGGUUUAAAACCUGUUUAAUUGACUCAAUGGUUAUAUUAACCAAUUAAAAUAAUUU